UGCAGAUUUUAUUCACCCCAUCGAUGGCUGGUCGAGGGAGGGGAAGAGGGAGAGGGAAGGGUGCCUAUCAAGUCACGUGUCCACCCGGAUUCAAACGAGAAAAGGGACUUGGGUGCAGAGAUGUCAACGAAUGCAAGGUUGGUGGUGUAUCACAAUGUGGGCAGCUUUGCGUCAAUACUCUGGGGUCUUACCACUGCUCAUGUCUACCAGGGUACGCCAUUGGGGCUGACGAAUGGUCCUGCUCGGCUGGAGGACCUGAAGCAGAAAUCAUAUACAGUCACAGAGACAGCAUCUCGGAAGCAGACAUCCAGAAUGCGUUACCGGGGCGACGGAUCGCAAACGACGUGAACACCGUCCUCUCCCUGGACAUCCAUCAUAGAGAGAGAAUGGUGUUCUGGAUUGACAGGAGUACCAACAAGAUUGAAGGGAAAUCAUUGGAUGGAGGAGAGAUUCAGCAUAUAGUCUCAAGGCAUCUGCACAGCCCAGAGAGCUUAGCCGUUGAUUGGGUUCAUAAUAAGAUCUACUGGACAGAUUACAGACUCAAGCAGAUCGAGAGAUGCGAUUUAAACGGCUCAAACAGAGAAGUAGUCUUCAACACCGGUAAAAGGAGACCUAAGGCUAUUGCUUUGGAUCCAUUUGAAGGGUUUAUAUUCUGGAGUUCGUCAGGUAAAGCCGACAAGGUGGAGCGAGUGUCCACCAAUGGCAGACACACCAAGAGAAUCUCAAAGAAUGACCUCAAGGUCAUCAGGAAUCUAGCCAUAGAUGUGAUCGAUAAGAGGGUCUACUGGCUGGACAUUGGAAAGCGGAGGAUAGAAUCGUCCAACUAUAUCGGGAAGAAGAGGAAUAGACUCUUGGAAAAAAUCAGCCCAAAUGCAUUUGGCUUGGCCAUCUUUGAGCAGAAGGUCUACUGGGCCGACUCUGUGGAGAACAGCAUCCACAGUAUCGUGAAGUACGGAGACAGUCCGGAGUCCAGAGUCGAUUGGAGUAUUUUCGUAGAAAGUAGCCCCAAAGGUGUCUGCAUCAACCACCCAUCUACUCAACCCUCGUUUGAUAUUGCUGGGUCUUUCAACUGUAGCACGCACAGCGACUGUCAGAUUGACCUCCCCGACCUGACCCCUGACCCCUCCCGCUCCUACCUCAUCUACGCCAACACCACCAGCAUCCACCGCAUCUACGCGGACGGAUCCGGUCACAUGACCAUCGCCAAGGCCGGACUCAGCAACAUCUCCACCAUCGAGUUUGACCCCUUACAUAAGAUGGUGUACUUUGCGGAUCAUGGGAGGGGUGUGAUCGAGAGGGUCAGGACCGAUGGGCGUGGCCUGGAGGUGGUGUCGACGAGGGGCGUGGACUCGGUGGAAGGCAUGGCUGUCGAUUGGAUGCACCGGAGAUUGUAUUGGGUUGAUUCAGUAGGGAGCUAUAUUGCUACUCAGAGCUUGUACCCUGGUAGUCGACACACGAUACUCAUGUCAUCAUUGGAUGAGCCACAUGGUAUAGCAGUUCAUCCUGCUCUGAACAUCAUCUACUGGAGUUCUUGGGGGGAGUCUCCUAAGAUCGAAGCCGCAAGGCAUGAUGGGAGUAACCGUGUCACGGUAGCAGCGUCACCGGUGCGACCCACCAAACUGGCCAUAGACUAUACACACAACAAGGUUCUUUGGAUCGAUGCAGGUCUUAGUACCAUCAACGAAGCUGACCUCGACGGGACCAGUCAUAGGGUCAUCAACAGAGGGGAAAUGCACCAUCCUUUUGGCCUAGCCCUGUAUGGAGAGCUAAUGUGGUCUACGGACUCCGAGCAGCGGGAAGUCCUAGCCCUGGACCGGAACAGUGGAGAGAAGCGGGUCUCGUUCAGCGGGGACUGGAUCAUACCUGUGGAUGUUCAUUUGAUUCACAGCGGAAGGAGAGUUAUAGGAGACAUUGACCCUUGCCAAGUGUUUAACGGCGGUUGCGAACAGAUCUGUAUCUACGCUCAUACCAACCAAGCAAUCUGUAAUUGUGAGACUGGAUAUCAUCUUAGGAGAGACAGAGUGACUUGUGAACCAGACGAGUGUUUCCUUGGCCUUCAUAAUUGUAACCCGAAUGCUCUAUGCACCAACACACCCGACGGGUACCUAUGCACCUGUAGAGAAGGCUUUGUAGGGGAUGGCUUCUCUUGUUUAGCAAUAACUACCCCUCCUCAGAGAUUGAUCGGCCCUCCUGAUGUGAUCAUCACCCAACCGCAACCUCCUCUACCGCCAUCUUCAUCUCCAUCACCACCGGUCAAUGAAGAUGAGGCUUCCAUAGCAACCAGACUAGCAACCAUCACUGCCAUCACGACCUCAGUCUUACCCACCUCAUCUGCCAACCCAGCUCGGAGUGACCCUUUGUCACCAGACACCACACCCACAGAGCCCCCAUCUGCCGAUACGGUUACCACGGAAACAUCCGAUUCAUCUACAGCAAUGACCUUCAUGCUGUACCCGAUUAGGAGUACUCUGACUCCGCCCACCGUCAAACAGGAAUCCACGUUUGCUCCCACCAAGAGCCCGAAAAAAGCCAAGGGAGGGCAUCUUGGAGAGGGCGAGGCCGGGGUCACGCCCAAGAAGCCGUCGGGUCACUUUGGCGUGUGCCCUCUCACUCACAGAUAUUACUGUCUCAACGGCGGGAAGUGCACAUUCCUCAAGGCUGUGGAAACACCCUCUUGCGAAUGUCAAAAUGGAUUUGCUGGUCAAAGGUGCGAAUUUGCGGAUAAACAUAUUACGAAAGGAAUAAAUAUGCAGAAAGUUACUGCAGUCUCAGCCGGUGUCUUAGCGCCUCUUUUUUUAGUACUGGUCAUAUCUACCCUCCUUUGUUAUUGGAAACGGGCGAGAUCAAAAGCCAGGAGUCAAGCGUACAACAUUGAGUUUGUGAUGAGUGCGCCUCCACCGGAUGGUAAUGGAUCGCUUCCUAAGAAGACUAACAUGAAUGCAACCCUGGAGAGAAUAGACAAAAAUCAUGUUCCUCUCAUACCUACCAUGUCACAGGGUUCCACACAGUCGGAGCCUCCCACAAGAUCGCCACCCAAGCCUCCAGUCGGCCAACUCCAGAACUGUUACUCCGACCCAAGCAGCCUCAUUGUACCUGGUUCAACCCUCCCUGGCCUACAAAACACUCACCACUACUACAAAGUACCCCGGACCGGUGCCCCCGCUCCCAAGCCGAAACCAAGCCUCAAGCCCAACAACCUUCAGCUGACCGUGGAAAAUGCGCUUCAGUCGCAGACCAAACCAGGGAAUGGACGCAGCAAGUUUCAGUCUUCAGAGAAGAACCGGUCAAAGACUCUUGACACGGCGUACCUGACACCCAAAGAAAUCUUGACAGAGGAAGGUGAAGCGCAGAGAGUAUCUGCUUACAUCGAUGUCAAUGACUCCAGGAGUUUCCUACCGGCUAAGACCUUUCUUAACAUCAAGAACAAGCUUAGCAGAAGGAUUGAGAAUGUGUAUGUGAAUAUGCCGAAAACGUCGACAGGAAAUAAUGUCAAAUGAUGUCAGACGAACGUCCUGGAGGCUCUUCUCGUCAUCGCAAAGACACUGUUUCCUGCAGCAUGACAUGUGGACUUUAACUAUGAAAUGAAAAGUGAAAUGGAGAAGUAUUUUAUGAUGUGAUCAUUAUUUGAAGAUGGUACAACUCUUUUUGUGUUCACAUUGAGCAGUGUUUGGAACCAUAAGAAUACUUUAUAUUUCUGGAGGUUACAUUGUUUGUCCAAAAGAAGGCACAUGAAGACCAAGUUUUAGAGACAGAGAAAACAAGCUUCAUUCUGGAAGUUAUGUUUCUGCAUUUAUCUAUGACUGGAAGUAGAGUGGUGGGCUUUACCAAUUACUUGAUCACUGAAAGACAUUUUCUCCAUAUUCAGUAAAAUUAGGAAAAUAUAUAUUUAUUUCCUUCUCCAGUAAGAAAAGACGGACCCCCUCCCCAUACUAUUAAAAGUUCUCUGUUAACAUCAUUUAGAAUCAGUUUAUCUGGAAAUACUAUGUUGCUAUUUUAUGUUCUGAUGAAAAAAUAGAAUUGAUGCCAUCAGGUGAUCGCCACAGGAUUGUAAUGUAUGUCAUUCUGAAAUGUAUUGUGAGAAUUUCUAUUUCAACAAUGAGCAUUGUGGCCCAGUGGAUUAGUCU
This is a messenger RNA of Lytechinus variegatus (green sea urchin), 4124 nucleotides long. Its product is annotated as low-density lipoprotein receptor-related protein 4-like. The transcript is spliced from 16 exons. The coding region runs from base 24 to 3497 and encodes 1157 amino acids. Gene Ontology annotation, molecular function: calcium ion binding. The record is from RefSeq and is a predicted model, not a curated record. Lineage: Eukaryota; Metazoa; Echinodermata; Echinoidea; Temnopleuroida; Toxopneustidae.